AUGCUCACUGAGCUAGUUUCAGAGGCCAUGAGGCUGUCACUGUUGCUGCUUUUGGGAGCCUGGACUGUCCCAGGGGCACUCGGGGACAGGGCCUUCCUCUCCGCCGCUGCUCCAAAUCUGGAUGAGGAGGAGAAGUACUCGGCCCACGUGCCUGCUCACCUGCGCUGCGACGCCUGCAGGGCUGUGGCCUACCAGAUGUGGCAACAUUUGGUGAAGGCAGAGGCCAAGCUUCAUACCCCAGACUCCACGGGAAGGCAGGAGCUCCGAGAGUCAGAAUACACAGAUGUCCUGGACCGUAGCUGCUCCCAGAACUGGCAGGACUAUGGGGUCCGAGAAGUAAACCAAAUGAAACGACUCACAGGCCCAGGACUUAGUAAGGGGCCAGAGCCAAUCAUCAGUGUGAUGGUCACAGGAGGCCCCUGGCCCAGCAGGCUCUCCAGAAUGUGCUUCCAGUACCUGGGGGACUUUGGGGAAGAUGACAUCUAUAAAGCCCACCAAGAAGGCCCAGAGGCUGUGGAGGCAUUGCUAUGUGGUGGUGGUACCCAGGGCUCUUGCUCGGCAGAGGCAGCUGUCGCGAGAGAAGAGCUCUAGUCCACAACUCCUCCUGCUCCUGAAGAAAAGCUGGCCCUCCUCGGAAUCUUCCCCACUCCUUUUGGUGGCAGCUGGAGAGGAAGAAGGGAGGCCUGGCUCAAAGCUGCCACCUUCACCCUUCCUUUGUCACAGGGCACUGGGGCCUGGGAGGGACAAGACUUUACUCUCUGGAUUCAAAUAAAAUCUGGUGACCUUGA
Molecule: messenger RNA, 788 nt
Organism: Fukomys damarensis (Damara mole-rat)
Lineage: Eukaryota; Metazoa; Chordata; Mammalia; Rodentia; Bathyergidae
Gene: Mzb1
Product: marginal zone B and B1 cell specific protein
Exons: 4
Coding region: 1-591 (196 amino acids)
Biological process (GO): regulation of B cell proliferation
Cellular component (GO): extracellular region; endoplasmic reticulum chaperone complex
Source: RefSeq, a predicted model, not a curated record